AAUACACUCCUUUUGCACACACUCCCAUCGUCUUCUUACUCUCUCUCAAAAGGAAUUUCAGAAUCCUCUGUUUUCGCUCUCAAGCUCCAAUAAUGGAGGUUCAUUCUCAGACCCUUUCUUCUUCCUUGAAACAUUCUUCAUUUCCACACCCUCUCAACUCCCACGCCGUAUUCCCUCCUUCUGACCAUCAACAACCCUCUUCCUCCGCCGACUCUCCGCUCCCUGACGCCGUCUGCAUGCCCUUCUCCUCUGCCGCUGACCCCUCAAAUGGGGUUGCGAAACUGACCCAGAUGAUCAAAGAAGGCGGGGAUGAGGUGAACUUGGCACGGCAGCGCUCGGCUGUGAAGCUGCAGAAAGUGUACAGGAGCUACAGGACUCGCCGGCUGUUGGCGGACUCUGCCGUCGUCGCUGAAGAGCUCUGGUGGUUUGCGAUUGAUUAUGCUAGAUUGAAUCAUAGUACGAUUUCGUUCUUUAAUUUCUUGAAACCUGAAACGGCUGCUUCUCGGUGGAAUCGUGUUGCUUUGAAUGCUUCAAAGGUGGGAAAGGGGCUGUCGAAGGAUGCUAAAGCUCAGAAACUGGCUUUUCAGCAUUGGAUCGAAGCUAUUGAUCCUAGACAUAGAUAUGGACAUAGUUUGCAUUUGUACUAUGAAGAAUGGUGUAAAGCAGAUGCUGGUCAGCCAUUUUUCUACUGGCUUGAUGUUGGCGAUGGCAAAGAUGUCAACCUUAAAGAAUGCCCAAGAUCGAAGCUUCGGCAGCAAACCAUCAAGUAUCUCGGACCUCAAGAGCGAGACAGCUACGAAUAUGUCGUUGUAGACGGGAAAAUCGUCCAUAAACAAAGCGGAGCUUUCCUUGAUACCAAGAGAGGACCAAAUGGGACGAAAUGGAUAUUUGUAAUGAGCACUUCGAAGAGGCUUUAUGCUGGUGAGAAGAAGAAAGGAGCUUUCCACCACUCAAGUUUCUUGGCAGGAGGAACCACAUUGGCUGCAGGACGGCUAGAGGUAGACGAUGGAGUUCUUAAGGCAAUCUCAGCAUAUAGUGGACAUUAUAAGCCUACCGACGACCAUCUCGACAUCUUCUUGAAAUACCUCGAGGAGAACGGAGUGGUUCUUAAGGAUGUCGAGGUACAUCGAGCAAGUGAAGAUUCCGAAGGCUACGACGAUUUGAAGUCGGUUGGACGUCGAACCAAAGCGGAUUUUCUGAGCAAACUAGAGGAACUAGACAUCAAAACAGAGGAAGAAUCAGCUCGGGUCUCCCAAGUUAAAGGCAAAAUAGAAUACAAAAGGACAUUAUCCGGUGGCCUGAAGAGCCCAAGAGCCGAUGUACCAAAGAAGGUGAUUUUGCAGAGAAUUAACUCAAAGAAGGUAGCAAACUCUUAUCAGUUAGGCCAUCAACUUUCGCUCAAAUGGACGACGGGAGCAGGUCCGAGGAUCGGCUGUGUCGCUGACUACCCGGUCGAGCUACGAGUUCAAGCACUGGAGCUUGUCAACCUAUCUCCAAGGACUGCUUCAACUCCGUCGUACUCGAAGAGAAUGGCAGGCUUCCCGAUCCCAACCACUCCGACAUCGGAUACCUUAAAUUAAAUGGUCAUGAUAGUUGUAACCUUAAAUCCCUCGAACUUACAAUGUUCUGAAAAAAAUAUGUAAACGAUGUGGAAUGUAAUGUAACGUUUAAAUCUUCAUAAGGUUAAUAUCUAAAAUUAGAGCUUCAUUUUA
Messenger RNA from Cucurbita moschata (crookneck pumpkin), 1712 nucleotides. RefSeq names its product IQ domain-containing protein IQM3-like. The transcript has 9 exons. The record is from RefSeq and is a predicted model, not a curated record. Gene Ontology annotation, molecular function: protein binding. Lineage: Eukaryota; Viridiplantae; Streptophyta; Magnoliopsida; Cucurbitales; Cucurbitaceae. The coding region runs from base 93 to 1580 and encodes 495 amino acids.